This is a messenger RNA of Carya illinoinensis, 492 nucleotides long. RefSeq lists its product as uncharacterized. The transcript has 2 exons. The record is from RefSeq and is a predicted model, not a curated record. NCBI's taxonomy places the organism in Eukaryota, Viridiplantae, Streptophyta, Magnoliopsida, Fagales, Juglandaceae. The coding region runs from base 107 to 301 and encodes 64 amino acids.
GAAAUAUCAUUACUCAUUUCUCCGGGCAAUCAAGAAGCAGACCUCAAGAGUGAACUCCCGAUUUUCGAGCGAGCGCGAACGCGGGAUAUUACGGAAAGGAAUCGCCAUGACGGGAGAAGAGGUCGCGGGUCCUGCCGCCCCCAAGGUCCUCCGUCUGCUAUAUUUUGUCGGUGCUGGAUUCAUAUGCACGGCUGCAAUUAACAAAUGGCGGCAGCUGGAGCGUAAAGCAAUGCUACAGAAGCAGCAGGGGAACCGAUUGCCUGAAGAUUCAACAAACGCGGUGCAAAAGGCCGUCGAUUAAUCGUAAGCUCCUUUGCUUUCUUUUCACCGUUAAGAGUUUGAUUAGGAGAAGAAGAAGAAGAUGUUAAACUGAGAUUUUGUUAUCGAUUGGAGAUUGUGUAAUCUUCAAAACAUGUAGCCUUUUCCGUUUCCUGAUCCUUUUAAUCGCCUCUUUUUCAAUGAAUAAGAAGAGGAAAAUUGUUGUUGGGAGCA